Amyelois transitella is the source of this 1639-nucleotide messenger RNA. RefSeq names its product CCR4-NOT transcription complex subunit 2 (gene Rga). The transcript is spliced from 8 exons. The record is from RefSeq and is a predicted model, not a curated record. Lineage: Eukaryota; Metazoa; Arthropoda; Insecta; Lepidoptera; Pyralidae. The coding region runs from base 360 to 1580 and encodes 406 amino acids. Gene Ontology annotation, cellular component: P-body; CCR4-NOT core complex. Gene Ontology annotation, biological process: nuclear-transcribed mRNA poly(A) tail shortening; regulation of stem cell population maintenance; regulation of DNA-templated transcription.
AAUACAAAUGAUUUUUUCUAAAUUUCCGUUUUUAACAAUAUGGCCGCCAGUUGUUUAGGGUAAUGUGGCGUUCGACAAAACUGAGUGAAAUUGUUAAAAUAUUUAAUAGUGACGUAAAGAUGUAUAAAGUCUUCAUCGUUUUAUAGCAGUGUUUCAUGACAGGGACGGUCUAAUGUAUGUUCUUAGUUCGUGUGUAAAAAUUUAAACACUAAAAUUGUAUUCCAAAUUGAACAGUCAACAAACUUUUGUUUAUUUCAUUGGGAGUGAAUUGAUUUGUUUCUGCGGAUAAUACUCGAUUAUGAACCAUCCAUACGUGUCUUGAAAUAGUGAAUUAAGGACUGUCGUCAACACAUUAGGUUAUGGCAAACUUGAAUUUCCAGCAAGCACCAAGAAGCCUAGCGAGCGGCGGGGUGGGCGGUCGCGUGAGCUCGGGGCUGGUGGGCGGCGUGUCGGGACAUGUGACGCCCACGUUCGGCGGCGCGCUGUCGCCGGGCCGGGGCUCCACGGCGAUGCCCGGCGGCGCGCCGCCCUCCAUGGCCUCGCGCGCGACCCUUUUCGGACAGCGCGCCUUCGCCGACAGGAGGGUGCCCAUGCCCACCACACUGUCACAACAACCCAACUCUAAUUCCAUGUCAAGUAUGGGCAACUUAUCUCGAUUUAACGCCAGCAGCAACUACCACUCUGUAUUCGGCGAGGGCGGAGACACGUCGACGCCGCCUUUACUGGACCUCAGCGAGUUCCCGUCGCUCACGGCGCGCGGCGCCGGCGACCAGGCGCCCGCCGCCGCGCCGCCGCCGCCCGGCUCUAAACCUUACGUGGGUAUGGUGAAGCAGCCAACGUCGGAGCAGUCUGAGUUCACGAUGUCGUCGGAGGACUUCCCCGCGCUGCCCGGCACGUCGAGCGCGGGCGGCGCGGCGCCGGGGCCCGCGCCCGCGCCCAGCCUCGACUACAACAACCACAGCGACAAGCUGCGGAAGGGGAUACAGACCUCGCCCGACGGCAAAGUAACGAACAUACCAGACACCAUGAUUCCUAAUCAAUUCGGCAUCGUGGGACUACUGACGUUCAUAAGAGCGGCGGAGUCGGAUCCUAGUUUAGUGUCGUUGGCGCUAGGGCAGGACCUCACUGCACUAGGAUUGAACCUUAAUUCACCUGACAACCUCUAUCUCACCUUCGCUGGACCAUGGGCGGAUACGCCUUGCAGACCACAAGACUUGGACUACCAUGUGCCUCCCGAAUACCUGAUAAACGGUUCUAUUAGAGAAAAGUUGGCGCCGCUACGACUGAGUCGAUAUAAGGAAGAUUUAUUGUUCUAUUUGUUCUACUGCUUCGUGGGCGACGUGCUGCAGAUAGCCGCCGCCGCUGAGCUAUACAACCGCGAAUGGCGGUAUCACAUGGAGGAGAAGGUGUGGAUCUCGCAAGCGCCCGGCAUGCCCAUGGUGGAGAAAACGUCCACCUACGAGCGCGGCACCUACUACUUCUUUGAUGCGCACAAUUGGCGCAAGGUGGCGAAAGAAUUCCACCUGGACUACAGCAAGCUGGAGGGGCGGCCGCAGCUGCCGCCGCACGUGCUGACGUAGCGGCCCCGCGCCCACACACCUAUUGUAGUUUUGUUAUAUAAAAAGUACAAGUUUAAAAA